Molecule: messenger RNA, 174 nt
Organism: Dovyalis caffra
Lineage: Eukaryota; Viridiplantae; Streptophyta; Magnoliopsida; Malpighiales; Salicaceae
Source: the annotation of a GenBank genome assembly
AUGGAAGAAUUACAUAGAUUAGAAAAAUUGAUAAGAAAAUUGAGGAGAGAAAACCUGCAAGGAUUGAACAUGGAAGAACUACAUAGAUUAGAAAAAUUGAUUGAAGGAAGCUUUUGUCGCGUCAAGACCAAGGGGGAAGAAUUAAUAGAAGAGAACCAGCUAUCGAAGCAGCAA